AUGGGAAUGCAAGCUGAUCAUGGUCCUUCUCGCGCUUCGCCCACUUUUGCACAUCCUUUGCCUAUACCUAUAUUCUACGCAACAGUCGCCCUGGCCGCCGCUGACGGAUGCACCCGUAGUGCUAUGGUAGAAGCCGGCGACACCUGCGACAAGAUCUCCCACAAGUUCGGCGCCUCGACCUUCCAGCUCGCACUGGUGAACGAAGCCUCUAUCGCUGAGAACUGCGACAACCUCAUGCCCAACUCGACCGUCUGCCUCGGUCACGCCGGCACGGACUGCACCAAGGUUUACACUGUCCAGCCCAACGACACCUGCGCGUGGAUCCAAAGCGUCUACGGUAUCUCGAACGAGACCCUCUGGUCCAACAACCCCCAGAUCGACGCGACCUGCUCCAACGUCUACGUCAACGAGGUCCUUUGCGUCGAUACCGAGACGUUUGCCUACCCCAGCUUCAACCGGACUCAGUACGAGACUAUGGCAUACACCUACCUCCCGUGGUGCGACGAAUAA
Molecule: messenger RNA, 510 nt
Organism: Dioszegia hungarica
Lineage: Eukaryota; Fungi; Basidiomycota; Tremellomycetes; Tremellales; Bulleribasidiaceae
Exons: 4
Coding region: 1-510 (169 amino acids)
Source: RefSeq, a predicted model, not a curated record